AUGGAUGCCCUCUCUGCCCCCACCAACCCUGCACAGGCACAGCAAUUCGUGACCCAGAACAAUCUCUCGUUCCCUCAGGAUGCCGAGGCCGACACCAGUCUGAUUGGAGAGGUCAAGCGAGAGCAGGUCGACUCUGGUGUCUCCGGUAUCGUCCCCACACUACAGAACAUUGUUGCGACCGUCAACCUGGAUUGUCGGCUUGAUCUGAAAACCAUUGCAUUGCAUGCUCGAAAUGCCGAGUACAACCCCAAGCGUUUCGCUGCCGUCAUUAUGCGUAUUCGAGAGCCCAAGACCACCGCUUUGAUCUUCGCAUCCGGAAAGAUGGUCGUAACUGGUGCCCGAAGCGAGGAUGACUCCAAGCUGGCCAGCCGGAAGUACGCCCGAAUCAUUCAGAAACUUGGAUUCAAUGCCAAGUUCACUGACUUCAAAAUCCAGAACAUUGUCGGUUCGUGCGAUGUCAAGUUCCCUAUCCGACUUGAGGGUCUUGCAUUUUCACACGGUACUUUCUCGUCGUACGAGCCUGAGUUGUUCCCUGGUCUCAUCUACCGAAUGGUUAAGCCCAAGAUUGUGUUGCUGAUCUUCGUGUCGGGUAAGAUUGUGCUGACUGGUGCCAAGCAGCGAGAGGAAAUUUACGCGGCCUUCGAAGCCAUCUACCCUGUGUUGAACGAGUUUAGAAAGGGGUAG
Yarrowia lipolytica CLIB122 is the source of this 684-nucleotide messenger RNA. RefSeq lists its product as uncharacterized. The record is from RefSeq and is a predicted model, not a curated record. Lineage: Eukaryota; Fungi; Ascomycota; Dipodascomycetes; Dipodascales. Gene Ontology annotation, molecular function: DNA binding; RNA polymerase II general transcription initiation factor activity. Gene Ontology annotation, biological process: DNA-templated transcription initiation.